This is a messenger RNA of Hemiscyllium ocellatum (epaulette shark), 6430 nucleotides long. RefSeq names its product microphthalmia-associated transcription factor-like. Gene Ontology annotation, biological process: regulation of transcription by RNA polymerase II. Gene Ontology annotation, cellular component: nucleus. Bases 200 to 1771 code for a protein of 523 amino acids. The transcript is spliced from 11 exons. The record is from RefSeq and is a predicted model, not a curated record. Gene Ontology annotation, molecular function: RNA polymerase II cis-regulatory region sequence-specific DNA binding; protein dimerization activity; DNA-binding transcription factor activity, RNA polymerase II-specific. Lineage: Eukaryota; Metazoa; Chordata; Chondrichthyes; Orectolobiformes; Hemiscylliidae.
AGAAACUUUGUGUGUCUUGUUGACAUUUAUUGUCACCACCGCCGCCGCCGCUCGGAUUCUUUUGCUCAUUUCGGCACCACUCCUUUUGUGAAGAAUCCCGAUUUUAAUUUUGUACAGUUCACCCCCCUCCCCAACCCCUCCCCUCCCACCCAACAACACACACACACACACACUCUCCCUUGCGCUGCGUCUCGCCCCAAUGCAGUCUGAGUCGGGAAUCGUUCCGGAUUUUGAACUCGGGGAGGAAUUUCAUGAAGAGGCGAAAACGUUUUACGAGCUGAAGAGUCAGCCUCUGAGCCGCAGCAAUUCAUCAGAGCAGCAAGGAUCAGCUAAACCCCCAUUAACCUCCUCCAAUAUGACGUCACGAAUACUGCUACGGCAGCAGCUCAUGCGCGAGCAAAUGCAGGAGCAAGAACGAAGAGAACAGCAGCAGCAGCAGCAGGCAGCACAGUUCAUUCAGCAGCGAGUGCCAGUCAGCCAGACACAGGCCAUCAACGUCAGCGUCCCCACCAGUCUACCCACAAAUACCCAGGUGCCAAUGGAAGUUCUCAAGGUGCAAACCCACCUUGAAAACCCAACCAAAUACCACAUUCAGCAAGCCCAAAGGCAGCAGGUAAAGCAGUAUUUGUCAACCACUCUGGGCAACAAGCUGACAAACCAAGCCUUAAGCAUGCCUUGCUCUAACCAACCAAGUGAUCAUGCCAUGCCUCCAGGUACUGGAAGCAGUGCACCUAACAGCCCAAUGGCAAUGCUAAACAUCAGCUCAAACUGUGAAAAAGAGGUCUGGUUACCGGAAAUGAAAAUGAUGGAUGAUGUCAUUGAUGACAUUAUUAGCCUGGAGUCAAGUUAUAAUGAUGACAUCCUUGGACUGAUGGACCCAGGAAUUCCAAUGGCUAAUACGUUACCUGUGCCUGGCAACAUGUUAGAUGUCUACAAUAAUCCAGGAAUGGCAGCUCCUGCCAUUACCAUCAGCAAUUCCUGUCCUGCAAACCUACCGAAUAUUAAAAGGGAACUAACAGAAUCAAUGGUUGCAGGCAUGGAACUCCAUUUUAAAAGUCCCUCUAUGAAAAUGCAUAAUGCUCUAUUACCAGAAGCUGAAGCCAGAGCACUAGCCAAGGAAAGGCAGAAGAAGGACAAUCAUAACUUGAUUGAAAGGAGGAGGAGGUUCAACAUUAAUGAUCGUAUAAAGGAACUGGGUACGUUAAUCCCAAAGUCCAAUGACCCGGACAUGCGUUGGAACAAAGGCACUAUUCUAAAGGCAUCUGUGGAUUAUAUUCGAAGGCUUCAAAAAGAGCAACACAGAGCAAAAGACUUUGAAACACGACAGAAGAAACUGGAACAUGCCAACAGACACUUAAUACUGAGGAUACAGGAACUUGAAAUGCAAGCCCGUGCACAUGGAUUACCACUGGUUAACCCUUCUGGCCUCUGCUCACCUGAUAUUACUGGACGGAACAUUAAACUAGAGCCAGUAACUGAUGAGUGCCACAGCGAUAGCUUACAACACCACUCAGACCUUUCUCGCACUACUGCUGCUACUACGCUGAAUCUGUCUGAUGGAACUCUCACCUUCAAUGAUAACCUUGGACAUGCUGGCACCUACAGUGCUCCCACAAAAAUGGCUUCCAAGCUAGAUGAUAUUCUGAUGGACGAUACUCUGUCACCUGGGGAAGCAACUGACCCACUCCUCUCAUCUGUAUCACCUGGUGCUUCAAAGACAAGCAGUCGGCGAAGUAGCAUGAGUGUGGAAGAUAGUGAAAAUGGGUGUUAGCGCGCAAAGUGUUUUUUAAACUCUUCAUCUGAUACUUCAUUUUUCCUUAAAGUUCUCUUUGUUUUUUUUUAUUUAGCUUAAAAAGAUCUUGUGUUGCAACUGUAGACCUAUUUAUCAGUCCAAUAAAGUCAGCAGAGUUAGUAGAAAUAAAUGGAAGCAUUGGAAAAACAGAACUGUAUCUGUCUGUGGAAAGGCAGGAAACUGUUGCACUGCCAGAUUAGUGGAGAAGGCAAUGAUGAUACUCAGACAGUAGAAGACAAAAGUAGCUAUUUGGGAAUGUAGAUGAUUGAUUUUACUCUGAAGUCACUUAAGGCCUUGAAGUAAACGUAGGAGAAACAAAAUCAAUGUACCUUUUAAUUUGGGCAAAUAUUUUCUAUUGUCUGUUUCUUAAUAUUUACAUAUGUUUUAAUUCGUUUUUAUGGCAAGUUUUGAUUUUGCAUGACCUGUACUCAUUGAUUUGUUUUCAUGCUAGUCCUUUCAGAUUUUUAUUUUUUAUUUGAGUAAGUAGUUGUAUGAAUAUGCAUACGCUGAUGGGGACUGGCAUUCAGUAGGGCAAUACUUAAUAUUUCUUCAGGAUGUUUUUAGUGGAGAAUUUGUUGCAAUGGACACAGACACUUGAAGUUAGGACAAGACGUUUUUAAUGAAGUGUCUGCAUAUUUUGUAUUUCUAAACCCAAUCUUAUUUAGACAUGUUUUUAAAUUAACUUUGAAACUGAGAGCAUUACUUGUUCAGAAAACAUGAUUGUAGUACAUAUAUCUAAAGUGAUGCUUUAGGAGCUAACUUGAUGUGCUAUUUAUUUUAUUUUUAAAUGGUGAGAGUAACUAUUAGAAGAAAAUGUGCUGUAUGUAGUUGGAACUCUACCUUUUUAUUAUCUAAUGAUACCUCUUAUGGUAGUAGAUCUACAUGUUAAGUCCCUCAGCUCUGCAGCAUGCUAAAAAAAACAGCUUUCUGCUUAUGAAAUCAUUACUUGAUAAUGUACUUGCUCCUGAUGAAGUUAUUUGGAUAAUCUUUCUGAUUGUUUGAUGAUGUCUGUCAAGGUGAUGGCCAGUACAGGGUAUUCAUUAACUGCGAUCAUCAUAGUGAAAGAAGCAGGGGAGAUAAAGUGUGUUGCAUUGUGAAGUGAGCAUGAGGAGGGAAUUAUGAUGUGACACACAGUUUGUUCCAUGAGUGAAAAUUAUUUUUAAUUCACGGGGUUUUAUGCCUGUAAUAGGUGUAGAUAAUCUUACUCUUGAAUAAGAUAAAUUGUGUGCCCUACUAUGAUCUCUUUCACAGUUUUACGGUUGUAUAUUAUAAUGUACGGAAAUGUUCAGUGAGAAUAAUUAUUUACCGUUGUGUUUUGUGAUGUACUCCACUCACCUCUGCCACAACAGAUUUAUAGUGGUGAUCAAGAAAAGACUAGUGUUUUGUCAAAGUAAAUCAAUCAACUGAUCAUCACAGUGAUUGGAAUAACCCUAUUUUAACUACAACAGUGUUGUAACAGUAGAAAUAUGAAGCUACAUCAUCUACUUUGUUGUGGAUCUAUGCAAUUUCAGUAGCUGUACUUGCAUUGAACUGUGCCUAGGUAAUUGUUUUACACUCAUACCAUUAGUUGUGUGAAAGCUGUGAUGAAGUGAAGAAUUUUUAAAUAGGUUUUAAAUUUACAAUGUACUGUAUGUGGCAGCGAAACAUGAAUUCAGAAUGAAGUGCCUUAAAAUCGAUUGCUAAGUCUUUUGGAUAUGCACUGACUGAAGGGUGUAAUACAUGAAGGUUUGGCCUGUGUACAAGUAUAUAUGACUUUGCUUGCUGCGUGAAUUCAGAAUGAGACCUUCCAGUUUCUUUGAUGAUAUGAUUCAAUGUUUUAUUGACAUUGUGCCACUCUUCUGUGUAACUAACCUCAAGAGACUGCUUUUAAGUUUAAUCUGAAGGGAAUUGACUACACAGCCUUGUUCUGCCAAAAUCCUGGGACAGAAGUAUGCAAUACUAUAAUGUUAUGUUGAAAGCAAUAAUUCUUGUUAAAUCUUUUCAAAACAGCAAGUGGAGAGAAAAAUAGGUAAAAUAAUGAAAGAUAAGCACAACAGCCAUGCACUUACGGAGAUGUGAUUUGAAAUAAAAGAUGCACUUGAUAGAUGGGAGACUGUUGUUUUAGCUGUUAACAAAUUAUAAAACCUGUGUUUCUUGAAAAAAGUAGCUUAAAAUACUGCCUUUUAAUGAGCUAAUUGGUACUGUAAUGUGAUAUUCAUUUGCUGCCAGAUGCAGCAUGCUUUGUGUGUGGUCCAUUGGAAUGUAAAUCACAGACUUUUCAAAAAUUUUUUAACCCUGGCCUUACUAUCAUAGACGAUACACAAUUAUUGGUUGUGGUUGAUGUAUUUCAUUCCAUAAGGAAAUCUAACUGCUUUACCAUCAUUACUUAUUCAUUGUAAUGACCAGCUUUAUAUCUGGUUAAUAAAGACACACUGUAAAAUAAAGCUGGUUUUGGUCAUCUCAGCUCCAGGAUAUCACACUUGGAGCUGUCCAGACAUCUCGAGAUGCUUCAUUGCUAACUUCCCUCUGCCAUAAAGCCAGAUUCGGAAUGCUUACUGAUGAUAAAUGUUCAGUUCCAAUGACACUUUCUUAGGUAAGGAAGAACUCCUUACUCACAUUUAAUAAGAAUUGGAUAAUAUUGCACUGAUAAGUUGCAAAUAGUGUUCACACGACAAAGGGUCGAGAGUGUAGUGCUGGAAAAGCACAGCAGAUCAGGCAGCAUCGCAGGAGCAGGACAAUCGAUGUUGAUUCUCCUCGUCCUCGGAUGCAGCCUGACAUGCAGUGCUGUUCCAGCGCUACAUUCUUGACUCCGAUCUCCAGCAUCUGCAGUCCUCACUUUCCCCUCACUUUACAAAGGUACCAGGCAAUGAGCCAGCAAGAGGACCUUAGUAUUUCCCUUUGCCAUUGAACUUCCCGAGAAUUACAACUCACAAGAAAUGUAACUGAAGUAGCCAUAGAAAUACUGCCAUCACAAGAGCAGGCAAGAAAUGAGGAAUUAUAAGUGAUGAUUAUUUUUCUAGCUCCAAAGAGGAGGUCUGAUAUCAAGGCAUAAGUCAGGAAUUUACUGAAAUAGUUAACACUUGCCUGGUUAUCCAAAGCUCCAACAAUACCCUAGUAACCUAAUUGUGUUCAGGACAAAGCAGCCCACAUCCACCACCUUAAAAUUCACUCCUUACCAACAGAGUGAUGUGUCACCUGAGUUAUCAUUGAUAUUAUCUGUGAGACGCACUGCAACAGUUCCCAAGAGUCCUUUGAGAGCACCUUUCAAACCCAGUCUUUAAAGUAAAAUCGUCAUCCUCUCACUAGACUGCAGGACUGCUCUGUGCUGCUGUUGGUUUAACCUGAGGGUCACUGUGCCUCGGGGCUUUGGGGGAGCAGAGGUUGAGAAGGAGAAUCCUUUAUGCUAACCUCAACCAGUGCGUGAAUUGAACUCAUGCUUGGAGUGUUAGUCUGCAUCACAAACUAGCCAAGCUAAAUCUUGAUCUUUAUCACCUGGAAGAACAAGGACAGAAGGCACAUGGGAGCAUCACCGCCAAGUUCCUUUCCAAUGCAUAUAAUAUCUUGACUUUGAAAAAUGUUAUUCACUGUUACUGGAACAAGAUCUUGGAACCCCCUCCCUGGAUAUCCCUAGACCAUGUGAAAUUAAGUGGUCCAAGAGUCAUCAUCUCAUCACCACCAUCUCACCAGUAAUUAGGUGGCUAAUAGAUGAGCUGACCUUACUAGUUAUCUUCAUAUCCCAUAAUCAAAUUUUUUAAAAAUAUACUACAUCUGACAGUUAUGUAUCUUCUAUAUAUUUUGGCUUAUUUUCAUAUUUCUGCCACAAUUAUUGUGCCAUGCUAUGGACCCUAUGAAUCUAAAGUAAUAUGCAUUCAACACAACUAUUUACUGGCUAUCUUUCAACCUCAUCAUCUGAGAAAUGCAAAUGUGAUGGUACUCAGCUUUAAGCCUCUUGGACCUAAGCCACAACAACAAAACAUGUCAUAAAACAUUACUCAAUGUUUCUGGCUCCUUGUAUUUGUUUACCUCUGAGUGAACAGUCACAUAACAUUAUGUUACCAAAUUAAAACAGAUCAACAUUUUCCCAAAAUACUAUUGAAUGUUUACCUGUACUUUUGUGUCAUAGAGAAAGUACAGUAAGUGAAGAAUGCAAACAAACCUUAUUUGUUUUACAACUUUAUUGCUUGUGGAUUAAGAAAUGAACCACUUGAAUACUAUUUUCCUGAGAUCCCUCCAUAGUGUCAGAAUCCAGUGUGAUAGUACAAGUGAUAACUUUUGUAGAAUUAAUUAGAGUACUCCUAUCCAGAAUAUCUCUCUUUACAUAGUGGUUUCCACCAGGAAUUAACUCUGUAGUAAGUCUAAAAAUUAUGAAAUAUGUGUUAGUUUCAAAUUGCACAAAAUAGGGUAAAAAGCACAGUAAAUAAAGGUGUGAGUUGCCAUUUAUGAAGAAAAGCUUGAAAGGCUUCUUUACAGCUUCAGCACCUCUAUAUAGACUCCAGGUUCAGAGACGAUUCUCUGAGAUUCUCUGUUACAUAAAUUAUACACAAUAUAUUGUGACAGCAUUUAAUGAUACUGAAACUGCAACUCCUGAUUGUUACUUUUGUAAAUAUAUUUGUAAGUACAUUUGAUGGAAUAGUACCUGUGGUUAGUUUAUAAGUUUCA